This is a messenger RNA of Tarenaya hassleriana, 1521 nucleotides long. RefSeq names its product protein PIN-LIKES 5. NCBI's taxonomy places the organism in Eukaryota, Viridiplantae, Streptophyta, Magnoliopsida, Brassicales, Cleomaceae. The coding region runs from base 84 to 1289 and encodes 401 amino acids. The record is from RefSeq and is a predicted model, not a curated record. The transcript has 10 exons. Gene Ontology annotation, cellular component: membrane. Gene Ontology annotation, biological process: endoplasmic reticulum to cytosol auxin transport.
GAGGGAGAGAGAGAGAGAGAGAGAGAGAGAGAGAGAGAUCGUCUGAGGUUCAUGCAUGGUUGAGGUUGUAAAGAUAAAAAGGGAUGGGGUUCUGGUCAUUGUUAGAGGUGGCUUCCAUGCCAGUGAUCCAAGUUCUGAUCAUGAGCCUUGUGGGAGCUUUCAUGGCGGCUGAUUACUGCAAACUUCUCACAGUAGAAGCUCGCAACUCCAUGAACAAGGUAGUGUUUGUAGCGUUUGCGCCUUGCCUCAUGUUUGCUAAUCUGGCAAAGACGGUCACGCUCGAGGACAUGGUAUCAUGGUGGUUUAUGCCGGUGAACAUGGGGCUUACCUUCCUGAUCGGAGGAAUUCUUGGUUGGAUUCUUGUUAAGCUUCUGAAACCCGUGCCUUAUCUCGAAGGUCUGGUCAUCGCUGCUUGUUCUUCAGGAAACAUGGGAAACCUUCCAGUAAUACUUGUCCCGGCAAUCUGCAGCGAGGACAAGAGUCCUUUCGGGAACCGGAGUGUUUGCAGAAGCCUUGGACUCUCGUACGCGUCUUUCUCUAUGGCGCUAGGAGGUUUCUACAUAUGGACUUACACAUUCCGAUUGAUAAAAGGUUCAGCUGCAACAUUCAAAGCCAUUGAGGAAUCUGAAGAGGCGGCAAUCAAACCAUCCAAUACUGACUUAGAGUCUGACCUCAAAACCCGCCUCCUCGAUUCACCUGAAGGCAGCAAUGCCGUGAGAAAAGACUCUGUCAAGGAAGAGGAAGAAAAGGGCUUUUGGAGAAAGGGAUUAGAGUUCCUCCAGCAGAUUCUGAAGGAGCUACUUGCACCACCUACAGUUGGCGCUAUGAUUGGUUUCCUGUUCGGUGCAGUUGUGCAGCUCAGAAAUCUUAUAAUUGGUGACAAUGCUCCUUUGCGAGUAAUCCAAGAUACAGCAAAAAUACUCGGAGAUGGCACGAUUCCUGGCAUGACAAUUAUACUUGGAGGCAACCUCUUACAAGGGUUACGUUCUUCAGCCAUCAAACCCCCUGUAAUAGCCGGGAUUGUCUGUGUUCGGUACAUAAUUCUCCCAGCUAUCGGUAUAGGGGUUGUCAAAACAGCUGAGAUUCUCGGGUUUCUCCCGGAAGAUCCUUUGUUUCAAUAUGCUUUGAUGCUUCAGUUUACCGUCCCACCUGCCAUGAAUAUCGGUACCAUGACACAGCUGUUCAAUGUGGGACAAGACGAGUGCUCCGUUCUCUUACUAUGGACAUACUUAGUUGCAGCUCUGGCCCUCACUGUUUGGUCCACAAUCUUCCUCUCCUUGUUAUCCUAGAGAACCUGCAACUCUCUCUAGACACAACAAGAUUCUGGUUCUUUUGCUAUUCAGAGACAGUGAAGAAACAUAUUCCAUUCUCUUCCCAUCUGUUUGGAGACAUUUAAGCACAAGCUGUGUAAGGCGCUCUGCCGUUUUUGCCGAUAAGGAGGCAUGGAUAAGAGUAAAAUGAUGGGCAUUUCUUGUAACCUAUUAUAAGAAAGAAAAAAAAAAAGCAAAAGAUUUGUACGAA